Paracoccidioides brasiliensis Pb18 is the source of this 2517-nucleotide messenger RNA. RefSeq lists its product as uncharacterized. Bases 1 to 2517 code for a protein of 838 amino acids. The transcript has 3 exons. Gene Ontology annotation, molecular function: RNA binding. The record is from RefSeq and is a predicted model, not a curated record. Gene Ontology annotation, cellular component: P-body. Gene Ontology annotation, biological process: deadenylation-dependent decapping of nuclear-transcribed mRNA; P-body assembly.
AUGUCAUUCUUUGGCUUUGAUACGACUCUGCCAAGGGAUCGCCGUUCUGGUCCACAGGCGCGCGGCAUUUUCGAGAAUCCUGAUCCGUUUGCGCAGGUUGCCAGCGCCACCGCGCAGGAAGAUGACGAUGCAAUUGAUUUCGAAGACACGUACGAUGGCCUGGGUGACCAGUUGGACGAGGACCAAGAUGCUUUUAACGAUGAUACGUUUGGCGGAGGAGAUGACCAGGACAAGCCUGUGGGGAAAGAUUUUGAUUUCUACGGGAACACCGCUCAAAUGACAAAUGUCCUCGAUGAAGAGCAGAUGCUGUAUAAGUUGAAACAUCCCCCGACUGAGUCGAAGUCGAAAUCUCAAGCACCAGCUCUGGCCAAGCCGAAGAGGACUGGUUACGAACUCUACCAGGACCCAGGUUAUAUUCCGGAGAUCCAGGCAAAAUCUGCUGUUUGGGGGACAAAUGUGGGGCAAAAGGCUAAGGCAUACGAUGGUGCCCAGACUGUCAAGGCUGCCGCACCUGCGAAGAAGAUAAUGAGUUUGGAGGAAGUUGAGGCGCAAAUGCGAGCACAAAGCAAGAAACCACAAGCAACUGAGCAGGUUUCUGCCCCUCCACCGCAUUCGACCGCUCCUCGAUUCCCAGGCGCCAUUCCACAGGUGACAGUUCCUCUCAGCAUGUCUACGAUGCCGUCCAUGCCUCCACACGAAAGACCAAUUGCUCCGCCCGAUAGUGUGCCUCCCAUAUCUCUUCAGGAGUUUCCUCCACUUGAUCAACAGCAGCAAUAUGCUCAGCUAGGGCAGGAUGCCCUUGCAGCUCAGGCAUUCCAACGCCAGCAAACUGUCCUUCCUAUGGUGAACAUGGGUCCACACUCUGGAAUGCCCCCUCCAGCAAUGCAUCAACCAAGUCGACCAUCCCUUAAUGCACCUCUACAUCGUUCAAUGCGACAAGUCCAGGCUCACCAUCCAAAAUCACAGCCCCAUAUGGGUCCUCCUGCUUCAUUGCCCCCGGCGUCCGGAAUGCCUCCUAAUAUCCAUAUGACCGAAGAGCAGAAGCAGGCAUAUUUAAUCGAGGAUGCAAAACGAGCCAAGCGGAAUCACAAGAUAUUCCUUCUUUCCAAAGGGAACGGUUUAAUGACUCCACAAGAUAAGAAUUUCAUUACCCGUAUACAAUUACAGCAGCUAGUUGCCGCAACAGGAAACGUGACAGAGCCUGAUGGCGAGGCAUCACUGGCGGAGGACUUUUAUUACCAAGUCUACAGCCAGAUCCGUGGGGCUCCAAGGCAACAUCCUCGUCAGCCGUUGGGUCACUUUGCACAAACAUACCUAUUUCAAACCGGAGGGCGAUCUGCAGGGGGACUGGGCAGACGUCAAUUUUAUACUGGAGACAAUCAUAUGCAGCGGAUGCAACAGCAGGUUCAGCGGGCGGUGGAAGCAGCAAAACUGAGACCAAAAAACAAGCAACUGAUAAUUGAAGGGAGCCUUGGUAAAAUAUCGUUUAGCAAUGCCAAAACACCUAAGCCGCUGUUGAACAUCACGCGCCCUGACAGCUCUGACGGCCAGAAAGUCUCCAAUCACAAAAGAGGGGGACAUACAGCACUGAGUGCCAGUGACCGCAAGUCUAUAUUGAACAAUAUCGAAAGCGUAUAUAGCACCCUGAUGCAGAUGGAAGAUUACGAACGGAAUAUGCCCCUAUCUCCAAAUGAAAAUGAUCCUACAUCUGUCGAGAAGCAUAUGGAAUGGAGACAACAAAUGCAUGCCCUCAACAAGAAGCUCUGGUCAGACAUGAAGGUACUAGAGCCAAUAGUUCCCGGAUCGUCUACCCCGCAUCCCUUCAUCGCGUUCUUGUCCUAUCCCAAGGGCAAAAAGGCCAUUCCACGUAUUUUCCGCCAUAUCGAUCAGGAACAACGUGUCACCAUCCUCACCAUGAUCGUUGUUCAUCUUGAUUCUUUGGAUGUUGUGCAUCGAGCACAACUUCGCCCUGGAGAAACUCAGCCACCCUUGGCGGUCCGAGAAGAAAUUGACCUGUUUUCACAUGCUGUCAUGCCCAGUCUCCUUGGGUAUGUUAACGAAGCGCCGAUUAAUAUCAUCACCGGUCUGCUAGGUGUCGUAAUUGGGCAGACCCAUGUACAAACAGUGGCGAAGACUAAAGUUGGCCUUGGAGUUUUGACCAUGUUGCUCAGCCGCGCGGAAUUGGUUAAGGUUUCUGGCGCCGUGGACGAUGGGGAAUGGAAACCAUGGACAGAGUUGUACAACAACUUGUUUGAUCGACUCGAGCCCGUAUUUGGCGAUAUUUUCCCCGGAUCGAUUAAUAGUGGCGAUGAUAUGUACAUAUGGCAGUUCCUCGCUGCUGUAGGUAUUGGCGCUAGCCCAGAACAGCAGCAACGGUUGGUGAUUGCUGUAAAGGAUCGAGUUAUGGAAACCGUUGCUCAGAGCAAAACCCUGCCAGCGGACAUGGCUAGUCAACGUCUGGGCAACGUCAACUUGUUCAUGCGAGCUAUCGGACUUGAUGUCGAACUCUUGGGAUAA